Molecule: messenger RNA, 2619 nt
Organism: Siniperca chuatsi (mandarin fish)
Lineage: Eukaryota; Metazoa; Chordata; Actinopteri; Centrarchiformes; Sinipercidae
Product: gastrin-releasing peptide receptor-like
Exons: 3
Coding region: 253-1335 (360 amino acids)
Biological process (GO): G protein-coupled receptor signaling pathway
Cellular component (GO): membrane
Molecular function (GO): G protein-coupled peptide receptor activity
Source: RefSeq, a predicted model, not a curated record
GAUUUUAAUAACCUUAAAGCUAUUUUAGGGGGAAAUCAAAGGGGGGACUGUAGGCCUUUGUUCAGGAGGUUGAAAGAGAUCAGCCUAUACAUUCCCUACAGACAUUUUUAUACCCUCAUCUCGACAGCAUGUAGCCUGUAGCGCGUGAAAUGACGCACGCAGCAGCAGGAGGGCAUAUAGUUUAUAAAGUCAGGCACCAGGACACAUCAGACUCCCCUGUUGAAAACCUCUGUCCUCUCUCUGUAGGCUGCUAUGUCUCUGGAGGAUUCAUUCGUUAUAACCCCAGAGGACAACAGGGUUUUGGUUCUGAAUGUUUCCAGAGUGUUUUGGGACUCCACAGGAGAGCAGCACCAGUACAACAUCUGGCUCCCUGGUAUCGGAAUCGCUGCCGUCUACGGAGUCAUCAUUAUCGUGGGUCUCGUGGGAAAUGUCACUUUAAUGAAGACGUGUCUGUCGGUCAAGUCCAUGCGGACGGUGCCCAACUUGUUCCUGUCCAGUCUGGCUCUAGGGGACCUGCUGCUCCUGGUGACCUGCGCCCCGGUGGACGCCAGCCGCUACCUGGUGGACGAGUGGCUCUUCGGCCGCGUUGGAUGCAAACUGAUCCCGUUUAUCCAGCUCACCUCGGUGGGAGUCUCCGUGUUCACGCUCACUGCUCUCUCCGCUGACCGGUACAAAGCUAUAGUCAAACCGCUGGACAUCCACAGGUCCAGCGCCAGACUCAGUGUCUGUUUACGAGUGGGGACGAUCUGGCUGUUCUCCAUGACUCUGGCGAUUCCUGAAGCCGUCUUCUCCGACCUGCACACCUUCACCACCAGCCACACCAAUGAAACAUUUGUGACCUGUGCGCCCUACCCCCACGCCGGGGAGCUGCACCCGAAAAUCCACUCCACCGCCUCCUUCCUCAUCUUCUACAUCAUCCCACUCUUCAUCAUAUCUGUCUACUACUGCUUCAUCGCUCGCAGUCUGGUCAGGAGCUCUGUGGACAUCCCUGCUGAAGGACACCUGCACCUCCAGAGACAGAUCAAGUCCAGAAAGCGUCUGGCCAAAACUGUGCUGGUGUUUGUUGGCUUGUUUGCUGUCUGCUGGCUGCCCAGUCAUGUGAUCUACCUGUACCGCUCCUACCACUACGACCAGGUGGACACCUCGCUGGGCCACUUCAUUGCCAGCGUUUGUGCUCGCAUUUUGGCCUUCACCAACUCCUGUGUGAACCCGUUUGCUCUCUACCUGAUGAGCAAAAGCUUCAGCAAACACUUCAACAAGCAGCUCCUGUGCUGCACUUCUCCCAGACGGUUGUACAGUCAGAACAGUGGCAGUACAAACAUAACCACCGUCUGAAAGCAUUUGUGUUUUCAUAAACUUCAUAACACCUGGACUGGAGUCAUGUUGGUCGUCUUUGCUCACACUGAUGUCAGCGGACUUCAGUGUGCUGAACGGACACUGUUACAGUCAUUCAUCCCUGUUGUCAAGCCAUCGCACUCCUGAAUUAUUUCAAAUUCAUUUUAAUUAUCACCUCUCAUUUACCGUUUUUACAAAACACCUUGAAAUAAUGUUCAGUUUUUAAAAAGUAUCUUAAUGUCUUAGCUAUAGCUGUCAACUAUCCAGUCGGAGCCAUCAAAAAAUGAGGUGAUGCAGGAAGCCUCAAAGGUUCUGUCAGAAACAUUUAAUCUCUGCUUUAAAACAAAAUAACAACUGUUGGUUGAAAGACAAAUGCAAUCACUGCAGAUGUAAAGUCAAAGUACAGUACAAAACAUCUUAAUCGUUAUAUUUGAUGAACAUAUUCCCUGACAAACAAAUGUAAGAGAAGAAAAAUGGUAGUUGGUAAGUUUUCUCUGUAUUAUAAGUCUGUUUUGGUGUUAAACCCAAAGCCGUAUAGAUGUAAAAUGAAACUGAGUAUAAUCAAGUAUCACUUAUGGUUUUAAAUGGCAAAUUUUUUUUAUCAACUGUCAUUUGCAGUGGAAACCGUGCAUAAAAAUCAGCUUUAUUGUGCAUGUUUCUAUCUGCACUUAUCUGCUGGAGUUAGAGCAGAAGGUCCCUCUGACAUUUGAGGGAUUAAUAGUUGUAAAAAAUUCAAACUGAACAACUUCUGCUUUUCUUUAUACUAGAAAAGUUCUAUUGGCCACAUAUAAAUGUUUGCCAAAUGUUAAGUUAGUAGAAUUGUCAAAUGUCACAUAUUGUGUACAUAGAGAUGCUUCUGUUGCAUUCUGUUAGUUGAUGGUGUGUUGGUUGUCUUUAGUUCUGUAUAAACUAUGUAUGUAUUUUGUUUAAUGUUGAUGUGUAAUAUACGGGGCUGCAAAUAAUAAUUAUUUGCAUUAUUCAUUCAUCUAUUGGUUGUUUUUAUGAAUAAUCAAUGUUUAGUCUGCCUUGUUUUGUUGUACCAAUAGACCAAAACCUAAUAUUCCAUUCACAGUGAUAUAAGACACAUAAAAGCAGAAUAUUCUGACAUUUUUUAAAAGCAAGACACUGAAUAUGUAGCAUUUUUAGCCUUCUAGUGGCGCGGCUCUGUGGACGGUAAUGUCGGUCUGUCCACCAUUUUGGUCCAGACUAAAAUAUCUCAACAAGUACUGGAUGGAUUGCCAUGACAUUUACCAAAAUUCAUGGAUUCAGGAUGAAUUGUAAUAA